Pestalotiopsis fici W106-1 is the source of this 1950-nucleotide messenger RNA. RefSeq lists its product as uncharacterized. Gene Ontology annotation, molecular function: sucrose:proton symporter activity. The record is from RefSeq and is a predicted model, not a curated record. The coding region runs from base 1 to 1950 and encodes 649 amino acids. Gene Ontology annotation, cellular component: membrane. The transcript has 3 exons. NCBI's taxonomy places the organism in Eukaryota, Fungi, Ascomycota, Sordariomycetes, Amphisphaeriales, Sporocadaceae.
AUGGCGUCGUCAUUGUCUUCGUCGUCGUCGAGCUCGUCCUCUAGCCGUGCGCCUUCACCCGUCCGGCACAAUGCCAAACCUCCCCGAGGCAUUCUAAAGACGCCCAAGUCAACCAAGUCGAGCGAACAGACACCUCUGCUCUCCUCGAGCACAAGAGAACAAGAUGCCGGCGCCCGGCCGCAGCAUGACGAUGACAGCCAGGCGCACAAGAGUCUGUGGUACAUUUUGUUGUUGACAGUGAGCAUUGGUGGCUUGCAGAUCGCCUGGUCUGUAGAGUUGUCCAAUGGCUCGCCAUAUCUGCUGUCUCUUGGUUUGAGCAAGUCACUCAUGGCUCUAGUCUGGAUCGCCGGCCCUCUUAGCGGUACUCUUGUUCAGCCGUACGUUGGCAUGCUGAGUGACAACUGCAGGUUGUCUUGGGGGAGACGCAAGCCGUUUAUGCUGGGAGGUGCCAUUGCCACGGCGAUAUCGCUUAUGCUACUUGGUUGGGCCAAGGAGACGGUAGGAGGUCUGCUCAGUCUAUUUGGUGCCGAUCCCGACAGUCACGGCGUAAAGACUGCUAUACUCGUGGUGGCUGUGCUCUGGGUCUAUGUACUGGACUUUGCUAUCAACACGGUACAAGCUGCUAUUCGAGCUUUCAUUGUCGAUUGCGCCCCCGUUCAUCAGCAGGAACAAGCCAAUUCAAUGGCAAGCAGAAUAGUGGGUGUUGGCAAUAUCGUUGGCUAUCUGGCUGGCUACGUCAACCUCCCAAAAUACUUGUGGUGGUUGGGCGACACCCAAUUCAAGAUUCUCUGCGCGAUUGCGAGUAUCGCCCUUUGCGGUCUGGUUUUGGUCAGUGUUGUGUUUAUCCCCGAGAGAGAUCCAAACCUGGACGGUCCUCCCCCAAAGAAUCAACCGGGUGCCUUGACCUUUUUUCGGACCAUCUUCACCUCCAUCAAGCGCCUUCCUCCACAGGUUGCAAAAGUCUGUGCCGUACAGUUUUGCGCCUGGAUCGGCUUCUUUCCCAUGCUGUUCUACACGUCGGAAUAUAUCAGCGAGAUCUACAUUGAGCCGUAUUUGGAGGCCAAUCCACACAUGACGCCUGCCGAGCUGGACAAGCUCUAUGAGAAAGGCACCCGCGUUGGUACGUUUGCCUUGCUCAUCUUUGCUAUUACGAGUCUUGCAACAAAUGUUUUCCUUCCUUUCUUUGUGGCUCCGACCUAUGAUGGACCCGUGACUACAACUGGACCUGCCGAGGCGCCCGGCGCAUUACCGCAUGGCGACGAAAAGAAGAAAUGGCUCGAUUAUCUGGUCAUCCCCGGCUUCACCCUUCGGCGUGCAUGGAUGCUGUCGCAGGUCAUCUUCUCCGUUGCCAUGUUUUGCGCCGUCUUUGUCCGUACUGUAGAGGCUGCAACUGGUCUCAUUGGCCUCGUCGGCAUCACCUGGGCUCUAACGCUUUGGGCACCUUGGGCAAUCAUUAGUGCAGAGGUUAGUCGUCGAGAUGCCUUGCUGCGAAGCAGACGGCAAGCGCAGCAGUCGCAAGCACAGGCGUUUGGCGGCAACGACAGUACAGAAGCCCUGCUUGACCAGGAACGGCGGUUGCACAACGAGGAAGAUGUGGACAAGGCCGGUGUGAUUCUCGGAAUUCACAACAUGGCCAUUGCGUCACCCCAAAUGUUGGCAACUGUGGGCUCGAGUAUCAUCUUUCGCAUUUUUCAGAAGCCUAGGGGGACGCCAGGUGACCACAGUAUCGGUAUCGUAUUUGCGCUAGGUGGUUUGUUUGUGUUGGCGUCGGUCAUCUUUAUUCACCGCAUUCAAGACGACAUUCCCGCCGAAGAAGUAAUUGCGGCCGAAGAGGGCGAAUCCCCAGCCGCUCGCCCAGGCAUGCUCAGAAGGAGAAGCACCGCCCAAGCCACGAUGAAACGUGCGGCACUUGCUAGGAGCUCUAGUUUUGGCGCAGGACUGGAAUACUGA